Messenger RNA from Arabidopsis thaliana (thale cress), 1008 nucleotides. RefSeq names its product F-box/associated interaction domain protein. The coding region runs from base 165 to 902 and encodes 245 amino acids. The record is from RefSeq and is marked reviewed. The transcript has a single exon. NCBI's taxonomy places the organism in Eukaryota, Viridiplantae, Streptophyta, Magnoliopsida, Brassicales, Brassicaceae.
AUAAUUAUUUUCCUAUCAUAUCAAGGAAUAGACCGUUCCAAAGAUUUCAAGAACUAAAAAUCCUUAUAUAUAUAUAUUUAGGGGAGGCAAAAGAAGUCGAGAGAUCAGAUCCUUAUACAGAGAGAAACGAAAUCGUGAAACGAAUUAGGGUUUCGACGAAAAAGAUGAAGCCACAAGAAGAAGAAGAGAAGAACGAAAAUAUGGCGAGGAAAAGAAGUAAAUCAUCAUCGUCGUUGUCCAUACCUCUCGAUAUAGCCACAGAUAUAUUCUUAAGGCUUCCUGCGAAGUCUGUCGUAAGGUUUAGUUGUGUGGCGAAGCAUUGGUCAUCAAUCACCACCGCUCCAUAUUUCACCAACUCGUUCGAAACUCGACCUAAUCUUUUGUUCUUCUUCAAAGAAGCUGACAGGUUCUUUGUUGUCACGGUUCCUAAACCUAAUCGGAGACCGAACGAGUCCGUUUCUCAUACUUCUUCUCAGAUUCUUGAUAGUUACCAAACACCCUAUCCAAAACAUAGCUGCUUCACCAUUAAAACCGAGUCGGUCCACGGUUUGAUCUGCUUCCAGAGAGGUACAAAGCCUAUAGUUUGGAACCCUACUAUGAGAAAGUUCAAACCUUUACGCAAACCGGACAAGAGCUGGGAGAGUUUAACAGUCUUUUUAGGGUAUGAUCCACUCGAACGGACGCACAAAGUAGUGGCCAUGCCGUGUGAUAAAGCUUCUGAUGAGUGUAGGAUUUUAACAUUGGGUUCAGCAGAUCAAGAAUCAUGGAGAACAGUCAAAACCAAUUAUAAGCAUCACCCUAGCCGUGGCAAUCGCAAAAACAAUUAUGGACCAUGCAGAUGCAUCAACGGUGUUCUAUAUUAUCUAGCCGAGAUUGAUCGUCAUCGACUCAUCGGUUUAUAAUGACUUUUGAAGUAAAAUCUGAAAAGUUCCAAGCGAUUAGAUUACCAUGUGGUUGUGAGCCAAAGAUGAUGAUAUCUUAUAAAGGGAAGUUCGCUUUUCUCGGUCA